UGCAGGAGAGGGUUUUAUCACCAAACGCCGGUCCGGAUAACGUCCUCCUCCUCCCCUCGCCUCGCCACCUCGCUCACUACCUACCUCUCCACCAAUGGCGACCACCACCACCACCACCAUCUCCUCCUCCCUCAUAACCCCUCCGGCCGCGGCCCUCCACCACCGCAGCAGCUCCUGCCGGUGCCCCUCCCGCCUCACCGUCGGGGCCGCGCGGUGGUGGGCGAGGCGCCGGCAGCCGGCGGUGGUGGUGCGGGUGGUCGCCUCCUCGUCGGUGCUCGAGGCGCCCGAGGAGGUGGCGGCGCGGAAGCUCUACGUCGGGAACAUCCCCAGGACCGUCACCAACGACGAGCUCGCCGCCAUGUUCGCCGACCACGGCACCGUCGAGCGCGCCGAGGUUAUGUUUGACAAAUACACUGGCCGGAGUAGGCGCUUCGGGUUUGUCACGAUGAGCACACCGGAGGAGGCUAAUGCUGCAAUUGAGAGCCUGAAUGAAACUGAGGUCGGUGGUAGAAAAAUUAAGGUUAAUGUGACGGAGAGCUUCUUGCCUAACAUUGAUCGGUCUGCACCAGAACCAGAGCCUGUAUUUGUGGACAGUCAGUACAAGGUUUACGUUGGUAAUCUUGCAAAGAGCGUGACCACAGAGAUGCUUAAAAACUUCUUCUCUGAAAAGGGAGAGGUUCUCAGUGCCACCGUGUCCCGGAUUCCAGGAACUGCAAAGUCCAAGGGAUAUGGUUUUGUCACCUUUUCUUCAGAGGAAGAAGUUCAGGCUGCAGUUUCUACUUUCAACAAUGCGGAAUUGGAAGGACAACCCAUCCGUGUGAAUAAAGCAUAGGCAUCUAGCAGAUAUUUCCAGACUGGUUGAUGGCAAAGUGGGUACCUCUGAGGCUGAAGUAACUUUGUGAACACCUGUAGACUGAGGGAAACUUUAAGGCUAGAUAUUUGCAACAAAGUGGAAAGACCUUCCAAUGCAAUUUCACUUUGCAACUAAACAAAUUUUGUACGAUAACAGCAUAUGUGAAGAAAUUUUAUUGGUGUUCAUAUGAAGCAUAUAUUAUUUACCACCGUACCAGCAUGUUUUUUUGUUUAAUUAGUUGUGUAACAUAUUUGUUCAGUUGGAUUGGAAUGUAUACUUGGCAGUCAUCUCAGUGACAUUGUUUUCUGGUUUGGUUC
This is a messenger RNA of Oryza sativa Japonica Group (Japanese rice), 1170 nucleotides long. NCBI's taxonomy places the organism in Eukaryota, Viridiplantae, Streptophyta, Magnoliopsida, Poales, Poaceae. The record is from RefSeq and is a predicted model, not a curated record.